Molecule: messenger RNA, 1750 nt
Organism: Exophiala oligosperma
Lineage: Eukaryota; Fungi; Ascomycota; Eurotiomycetes; Chaetothyriales; Herpotrichiellaceae
Exons: 2
Coding region: 361-1218 (285 amino acids)
Source: RefSeq, a predicted model, not a curated record
UGGAGCCAUAUCACAAUGCACUCAUUUCUCCACGCGUUAACAAUUUUCCCACGUCAAAUGUUUAUCAGUAUUGCUUAAUUCGGUCCUUGGUAUCCGUUACGAGCACGGUUUCAUACGGUCGCAACACAGUCCGAGAAUCGGGGCCACUUGUGGUACACUGAGCGGUGUUUGUUGCGAUUGAUGUUGUCGACGACUUACCCGCCCUUGUCCACGGUGUGAAGAAAGGACUACCUUGACGAGACCAUCGUGCAAGUCACAAUUGAUCACAACUACUAACCACAAGUCACUUCCCAUUUAGCCUAUUGUCUACACUUCUUUCGUUUUCUUCAUAGGAGUUACAGAGGGAGACGGAGGGAGAAGAUGGCAGGAUUCAGCACUCCCAGCGCGCAGGCGCAACAUCCUCCAAAGUCAAUGUCGUCUCGUUUGCUGAACAUGAAGUUUAUGCAACGUGCAGCAGCAUCUACUUCUUCAUCACCGGCCGCAGCAACACCAUCAUCAUCAUCAUCUCGGGGAGAUUAUCAACCCUCAAAACGACGUCGGUUUGACCUCGAAUCGUUUUCUGCUUCGUCGACACCUGGAACGCCCCAGGCACCCACAACGUCAGAACCACAGAUUUCCACUUUCGGGCAAUCAAGAGGAGGUACAAGUACGUUCGACCGUGGGGAAGGCGCAGACACAGAAUGGGUUCUCGAUCUGAAAAUGUCAUUUCCUGAUGCGAACCAGAAAAACGGUGACAGUGUGAAUGGAACUCGAUUUGGACGACUACCACAAGACAAUGAUGGAGAUGCCGAUUCCGACGAGGAAGAUAUUUGGAGCAACAGACCUUCCGGACGACAAACCUACGGCUCGUUCAAGACGAAACGCAAAUCAAGACCACAGGCGAAAAGAGACGUCGAUGGCGGUGAGGAAUCCCCAUCAGAAGAAGAGGAAGAUGAAGAGGAACAUGACCAUUCGAAGCAUCGCACACCCACAAGAAAUCGGAAAAAGAGGUCCUCCUCCAAUGGUGCUGAUUCCGAUGAAGAGAUGAGACAAGUACGGAGAGCCAUUGAAACAAAGCAUCGCAACAUGUCGGGCCAAGGGCAAACACCUCGAGCGUCUCCCGCUGGAACUGGGUGGAAUUCUCGUUUGCCAAUAACCGGAGGCGGGGUUCACGGACAAAAAAGGCGACGGGACGAUGGAAACUACAAAGCUCACAAGAAGGCCAGGAAGACGAUAUGAAGUGAGGACAACCAGGUAAAAGUGCCGAUUGUGACUGUUGUCUCUGCGGAGGACUACGAGUACUUCUGGCCUUUGCCUUGUUUUGCUAGACUUUGGUCUUGCGAGUCGGUGAUAUCUUACCUCGUUGAGGAGGUUUUCUUUUUGCCUGCUUUGAACCAAUUUCCAUCCUGCUGCCGAGAUGAAAGUGAGGCUGGGUGAAACGGUCAAAGGUGCACGACGAGACGAGGCUUCGAAUAGCGUUCUGCGCCCUGGAUACAUGUAGUACAGAUACCUUUUCUUAAUGGGGAGCGAUUUUCCUUGCAGGCUUUUCACAACGUUGCACAUGUGGUCCCGUAGAACGAUGCAGACAGGUCUCGACCCUUGGAUGCGAGACAAGUAGUCUCACUUUCAGAGCGACCUCGACGAUGCCAUCAAGGUCUCAAUACGCAUGGUCUUUUUCUGGUAUUGUUGGCUCUAGAUGUCCUCCCAUGGAUGUACCCCAUGUCAGUGAUUUUCCCACAUCGCAUGUAAGUGUGCAUAUUUUAUACGUUCU